Messenger RNA from Cyclocybe aegerita, 3180 nucleotides. The record is from the annotation of a GenBank genome assembly. NCBI's taxonomy places the organism in Eukaryota, Fungi, Basidiomycota, Agaricomycetes, Agaricales, Hemipholiotaceae.
AUGCCGUCCUCUGAGGGCUUUUUACGCCAGCGGAAGCUCGCUGCCGAUGCAGCGGUUAUGGAAGACUCUUCGAAUGCUCCCGACCAUGCCCAGAAGCGAGAGGAAGAGGUCGUUUGGGGAAAGACGCCAGGCGGUGAAGUUUUUCGCGUACCAACCACACACGACGUCAUAACUACGCUUCUCAACCCCAAAUAUCCCAAGAGUCAUCUUGACUUGCUGAACUUGGGUCUCCUUGGCCUCCAGAUCGUACUGUACUUUCUCCUGUCCCGCAAGACUGCCCAGAUAUUCUUUUUCUUCUACUUUGCGUUCUGGCGUUCCGCAUAUGACGCCGGCCUGGGAUGGGUUCUGACCAAGCAGAGUAAGAAGAAGUGGAUCGUGAGGGAAGUUCAGCGACUGGGAUGGCUCGAUGAAGAACGACGACCAGCGAUGAGAAACUGGAUUCGAAAGCAGCUCGUCGAUAAAAUGGGAAAAGACUACUCGUUUGAUGAACUCCCUCUGGAGUACAACACCUGGCUCCUUUUCCGUCAGGCCGUCGACGUCAUUCUCGUCAAUGAUUUCUUGUCGUACUGCAUGUUCGCGUUCUCAUGCUUCCGUGUACCAGAGGACUUGUCAUAUGCGGUGCAUACGAUGAGAUGGGUGGGUGGCAUUGCCCUAAUUGGCUUCAAUCUCUGGGUUAAAACCGAGGCACACAACGUAGUCAAGGACUAUGGAUGGUAUUGGGGUGAUUGUUUCUUCCAACGCGGAGCUCUCGUCUUUGACGGCGUCUUUGAGUUGGCUCCUCAUCCCAUGUACUCCGUCGGGUAUGCUGGAUACUACGGCCUUUCCAUGAUUUCUGGCAGCUAUGCCGUGCUGUUCGCCAGUCUAAUUGCCCAUGCCGCCCAGUUUGCCUUCCUUGUGCUUUUCGAGAAUCCCCAUAUCGAGCGUAUGUACGGCCAACGUAAAGCCAUUGCCAAGCGGGUUCCACUCCGCCCCACGAAGACGAACAACGCUGUUGCAAAUUCGAGCAGUCUGCCUUCCACCGCCAGUGCCUCGACCAUAGUUCCUGAAGAAUCUGGGCACUCUACACCCGCUGCGACCGAAGGAGACACGGCCACAGAGACCGAGCUGGAGACCGAGACCGAGAUCGAUGACGAGAAACAGCAGGUCUUCGUUGGAAAUGCUAAGAUCGCGAGGCAUCAAGCUACGUUCUCGAUGGACAGCUCCGCGUCCUCGAAUGGAGAUAUCGAAACUUCACGUACCAUCGCCGUUGGAAGCAAGUCUGGUUCCUCCUUGUCUGGUCCGAGGAGCAGUAGCAAUGCCAAUACCCCGUCGCCGUCGCUGAGGCGGAAGACUGUCUCGCAACAUGACCUUCUGAACAAGUAUUUCAGACGUGAUGCCGUUAUUUUACGCAAUAUCGACCUUCUCAGGGCUAGCGAUGCAAUGCUUGUGCUCAUUAUGUUCUACGGCUUCCUUCUGUCUGUGCUGCCCGGCCUCUCACCAAGGGCUUCUCUGCUCUUGCACUUCGCGCACGCCCUUGCCUGGUGCAUGUUCAGCCACUUCGGCCUGGGUCUCAUCCUUCGUGCCCAGAGCGAGAACAAGUUCCUUGUUAGGCACUAUCUAAAGAAUUACCACUACUCGCAAACGAAUGACGCUGGCGAGUACGCCAUUAUGGAGGCCUUUAACAACUGGAAGGCCAUCUACAACCUGGCUAUGUGUAUGACUUAUGUGUCUUGUUUUGGUCUCGCGUGGAAGGCGUACCUGUUCCCCAGUGAUUGGAUGGUUGGACACUCCUUGCUUCGACACACGAUUGGCACGCUCCUCAUUGGCCUGCACAUUUGGGCAACUAUGGAGUCUUAUGAGGUUCUGGGGAUCUUCGGAUGGUUUUUUGGAGACUUCUUCAUGGAGGAAUUUCCUGCCCAUGUCGAGUAUACUGGGAUAUAUCGAUAUUUGAAUAACCCCGAAGCAAUGGGCGGUGCGACCUACUUUGGCCUCGCUCUCAUUAGUGGCAGCAAAUUGGUACUCUCUCUCGCCGUAAUCCGCCACCUUGCGAACUGGUGGUUCCUUAGCAGCGUUGAGCACCCCCACAUGCGCAAGUUGUACGGCGAUUCCCUUCGAAAAGAUGCAGGGUUUGUCAAAGUCAUGAAGAGUGUCGCAAGCAAGAACGUUCGCAUCCUCGAGUCGCGUGCGGGAAAGCAUGCACCUGAACUCAAGAGGGUCGCUCGGGAGGUUAUCGGUACCUUCGACAAAGUCUACGAGGAAACAGCAGACGCUGUUGAGGAGUUCCUAGCUCGGUCUGCGCCAAGAAUUUCGGAAGUCGUGCAAGAGACGAAAAUCUUGCUGCAACAGUCGCGCGAGAGAUUGGUUAUAACCCGUGUUUCAAAUGACUUGUCAUCGUAUGAUACUGCCAAGUAUCGGAUUUCGGUCGUUCCUAGUACCACUACUGGAAAUCCAGCCUUCCAUUUGGGUGAACCUAUAACUGUCAAAUGGCAGGCGCCACACAAACAUUCCCGGAAAGAUUGGAUUGGUUUAUACCGAGUUGGCGCGAACAAGUCAAAGGUGGUCACUAAAACUUCGUCUAUGGGGAUGUGGCUGCCAGUCCACGACGAAGAGUGGGACGGAGACGUUCCUUUGGGUCUCACGCGGGCUCCAAGUCCACAUCGCGACGCAGAGAAGGGCACCGUCACUUUCAAAGGCAACACUCUCCCGUGGCUUGUUGGACGUUAUGAGGUUCGUUAUCACCAUGAUGGGAAGUACAAUGUCAUGAGCAUGGACGGUCCGAUUGAGAUAUACGUUGAUAAACCCUCAGAAGUCGAUUUCACCUCCGUUCGUGAAUCGCUCAUGCACGUCGUGCCGUUGUGCCUCGACUCCGAUCCUUCUUUGAUACCGCUAUCCUGCAAGGUGGCCGCCUUGUCCUCCCAGGAUAGUUCUCUCCGCACUCCGUCUUCGUCAGACACUCCGCCAGAACCCGGUUUGGCGAAUGAAAGCGAGCCCGGACAAGCAAACACUGAAGACAAUCCUGAGGAUCGUGAUCCAGACGACUUUAGUUUCUGGUCUGAGCGGCAGGCGAAGCGAAUAUGUGCAGCUAUCAAGGAGAUAUUUGAUGUUGAGUACGCGCCCGAAGUCGUCGUCGCCGAUGCGAACCUGACAGCGCUGGCCAACCGAAUACUUCUAUCGAAACGAAUUUUAUCCUCCGGUCCGUAG